Triplophysa dalaica is the source of this 6009-nucleotide messenger RNA. RefSeq names its product pro-neuregulin-3, membrane-bound isoform. The record is from RefSeq and is a predicted model, not a curated record. Gene Ontology annotation, biological process: nervous system development; animal organ development; intracellular signal transduction. The coding region runs from base 1255 to 3273 and encodes 672 amino acids. NCBI's taxonomy places the organism in Eukaryota, Metazoa, Chordata, Actinopteri, Cypriniformes, Nemacheilidae. Gene Ontology annotation, molecular function: chemorepellent activity. The transcript is spliced from 9 exons.
CACGCUAGUCCGGACUCUUUGCAAAUGGCAGCCCUAGGAGAGAGCAUCAGACAGGCAACACAAACAAACAACACAACCAGCCAGAAUAAGGAACGGCAGAAUUUUGUCUCGUGGAAGAACUGCACGUUGUAAAUUUUUUGCCGUCUUCUUUUUCUCUUUCUCUUUCUGUCUGUUCUCAACGAGCUCACUCCUCCUUCCAUCCCUCUGCUCCUCUCCCUCCCUCCCUCUAUCUCCCUCCCUCUCUCUCUCUCUCUCUCUCUCUCUCUCAUUCUCUCUUGCGCUCUCGCAGUGGUGGAAUGUAGAUGGGGCUGAGUGUAUGCUUGCUGCUCCGCACGAUAUCAACUGCUUGCUGUUCGGCGACGGGUUUCUCAGCCGCAAGAAGGGAUUUACACCACACAAGGAUUUGACAAUAACAACAUCCACCUGCAUCCUUCAGGAUCCUGCAUUUCCUGGGAAACUGAUACCUCCCACUGUCUCUUCUGGGUCUGAGCUGGAGUAUCUUAGCCAGAGCUUGUGCGUGCGUUCCGCAGAUCCCUGCUCCCAUAAGGAUGUUAUAAAUCUGGAGAAGCUUCUGUCAUAUUGCAUCAUGAGGAUUGCAGAGUGCAUUUCUCUUAAGUGACCGGCUUUUUGGGAUGUAUAUAGCUGAGUCAGCAUUGCAAAUACAGAAAGGCUAGUCGAGAUCUUGAAAAGGAAUUAACAGGAUCGAAGGAGGGGGAGAGAAAAAUGGGAGCCAGUGUUUCAUGGGGGAACUUUUACCUAUCUGCUUAUGAUCUUGAUUGAAGAAGCUACUACAUCGGAGAUUCAUUUUAUUUGUGGUAUCAUCCACAAGAGGGGGAUUUGAUGCUCUGACAAGAGAAAGUGCUACUGCAACGAGAAAUCAUGCAGAUGAUUUCUCUACUCCCGUUUCUUUCACAUCUUUUCAGAGCGCCUUUAUUUGCUCAUACUCUUGUCUAGCCGCGAUCUGGAAGUUGUCUUGGACAUAUUAGUGUGGAACUGGACUGAAGGACUGUUUUCUACCUCCGGAAAUUUGAGUGAAUGUGCAUGUCUGAUUGUGAGUUUGUGUGUUAGUUGGUGGCGGAGUGUGAAUGUGAUUCAGUGAAUGUCUGCCUUGCUGUGUUCGUAAGGAUUUUGCUGGUGUUCCGACUUUAUUUUCUUUUUCAAUGUCCGGCAUAACUGCCCGGUGUUUUGCCCCGUGUUCCCCAUGUCUGCUGAGCACCCGGCCCUGGGGUUAACCCUUUCUGUGCCACAGGCAAGAUGAGUGACAGCUCUGGAACACUGAACUCAGGGGCCAUGGUGCUGGAGGAGCCCGAGGGAAGGGUCUCCGGUGGACGCGAACAAGCCCAGGCCCCUGCUCGUGGUGGGCUCUUACGGUGUGGGCCCUGUGCCCUCUGGCCCCGCCAGCAGACCUGGCUGUGCGUUGUUCCACUUCUCAUUGGAUUUAUAGGCCUGGGGCUCAGCCUGAUGCUGCUGAAAUGGAUCGUAGUGGGUUCUGUGAGAGACUACGUACCUACGGACUUGGUGGAUGCCAAGGGAAUUGGUCAAGACCCCAUCUUUCUGUCCAAACCAAGCACUUUUCCUAAGGGAUCUGACACCACCACAACCACCACUACUAUUGGAGUAGUUAGCUCCUUCAGCCCCACCGUCACCACAGUGGUGCGGGGCAGAACUCGAACAGGAACUCCCCCAAACAUUCCACCUAGAGGUGGCGGGGCAUCCGGCAGCCAGGUGACCCAGAAGAGCCCUUCUACGCGCUUUGUGACACGCCAUCCCACCCUCACUACCACCUUGUCCAGCAUGUCUACAGUCCAAACAUCCACCUCUACCCCUUCUCCUUCUAACCCCGCUGUUCUGAAUGACUCCACCCAAAUGUGGACGAGGGAGCAGUCGUCCACCGAGAGGCACGUGACCACGCCUGGUCGAACCCAUGUCAGCCGAAAGACACCAUCGCCAACUCUUCCGCCUUUGAAAUCUGAGCAUUUCAAGCCGUGUCAGGAGAAGGAUCUGGCCUAUUGCCUGAAUGACGGCGAGUGCUUUGUCAUCGAGACCCUGAGCGGCCCACACAAACACUGCAGGUGUAAAGAGGGGUUCCAGGGUAUUCGCUGUGACCAGUUUUUGCCCAAGACCGACUCGAUUCUGUCUGACCCAAUGGAUCACUUGGGCAUUGAGUUCAUGGAGAGCAAGGAGGUGUACAAAAGACAAGUGAUGUCUAUCACUUGUAUUGCCAUGGGGAUCAGCUUUCUAGGCACCCUUUGUAUGGCUCUCUACUGUCGGAACAAGAGGCGGAGAGAAAAGCUUCAGGCUCACUUAAAAGAAAGCCGCAGCCAGAAAAACUACAACCUCAAUUCUUCCAGUCUGGUCCUCAAACCCAGCCUUAGGCCUCAGUCCGGUCUGCAGCUGCAGAAGUAUUACAAACCCACAAGGUCUAAUCCACUACAUGGGGGCGCAGUUCGCGAGUCAAGCUUCGCUCAAAGCACUGCUGCUUCUACCAAUCCACAGGUCACGUCAACAGGAAAACAUCCCAGGAGCGGUUCCCUUUCUCACAAUCCAGACCAAAAGAGUCGCUCUGGUCUUCAGCCUGCUCCUCGCAGAACACCGCCCAUAACUAGAGGAUGUCUCAAUGCCAUUGGUGGAUCAAGAGAUUCUGGUCCUGCCUACCAACAUCUACAGGAAGUAGACAGCUUAGAGAGGGAGUCAGUGAAAAGAAACAUUUCAGGCCCAGCUAAUGAUCUACAUCAGGAUUCCUUUUACAAUAUGCAAGCCUCACAGUCCUGUAAAUCAUGGAGCAGCCACUUCGACUACAGGUCUGCAAGGAGCCUCAGGUCAGGCCCCCCUGGCCAAAGUCCCUUGGCUCCCUACCGGCCAUGCUCCAUACCCAUCAUCCCCUCCGUCCACUCCUAUCAGGAUGAGGACUCCUGUAUGCAAACGGCACCGACCAACGAAAGCAGCCGCAGUUCAUCUCCCCCAAAAAGCACUGCGGAUGGCCCUGCCGUCAAUCAACAGGCCACUGUAACAAUUUCCAAUAGAGCGGCUGGUCAACAAGAGGAAGUGGCCUCUUUGCUAGAUGAGGCUCAGGAACAGGUCAGAGCACUAGUGUACGCCCAGAGAAUGCAGGAGGACAUUGUUGGCUCCGUCCCUCAGGGGGCCAAGGAGACUGUGUGCAUCCUUUUAGCAAAUGGCGGGGGACAAGGGGGAGUGGCCUCUUUUGGUCCCACAGAGACUCAGCUAGUGAGUCCAAGAGACACACACAAAGAUGCCACAAAGCUUGGCCAAUGAGAAGGUUUGGGAUGGUUCGAUAGGACAAACCACAAACAUCCCCAGUGUCUUGGGCAAGAAGCACCAGAGUGCUCUGCCAAAUUGGGAUGGAUCACCGAAUCUACCAUUCAAUUUCCGAGGACCUGCUCUGUGCGUAUGGGAGACUUACAACCUUGACACGUGAAAAGAUAAUUUAUUUAUAUGCAUUUAUUUAAGGAGAAACUUCUAUUAGAAAAAGAAAACCAAAUAGUCUGUCAUCUCCAUGGUGUUUUUAACUGUAUAAAAUAUACAUAAAUAUAUAUAAAUGGAUAUAAAUAUAUGAAUUCAAACCGAGUGACCAAGAACAAAAAAGGAAUAUGGGAAUGAAAAACGUUUUUAUUGUAUCAGUACAUUUAAUGACUCGAUGGUCGGUGGUUUGAAAAAAGUACAUUUUAAAACGCAAACAAAAGGGAGUUGUUUUCCACUCACCACAUUUCCAGCCAAGCUAAUGUUGUCCAACACACAAUCUUGUGUUUUGCACCUGCAGCAGCUGUGUUUACUAUCACCACCCCAGUCACUGUCCUCUACCCUGCCAAGGAACAUGGCUCCAUCUGCCCUAGAAACAGAGCAAGCAGAUUACGGAUCACAAUCAGACAAAACUUCUAAAUGAACAUUGCAUCCAGGCAUGAGGUAACGGACAGUCAAGCACUGCCCCCAAGACAUGAAUUGGAAGAAAUUGAUGUGUCUGUCAGUUUCUGGAACAAUCUGCUUAUUUUACUGUUUUGUGCCUCAGUAAUGUUCAAUUAGGUUCAGAUAUGAGCAAAGAUAAACUAAGUGCACGGAGCACGUUGUAAAACGCACCACCUGAGAUGCACAAAACAUGGCCAAUCUGAAUGGAGAGCGGCGAGUCCUGCACAGGAUAACAGGAAGGGAUCAAGCAUCACAAGGAGCUUCUGUGGUUUUUCGUUUAUUUUCAUGAAAUGAACUGCUGCUUCUGAGCGGAGCAGUACGCUACCCGCGGACAUGCUAUUUCUGUGAAUUAACAACCAAAUGUGGUAAGAAAGAAGAAUUAACAAAUGAAUCUUUGGUGAAGCUGUUUGUUUGUUUCCAAUGUUUGUUUGUUUGUUUGUUUGUUUUCGGAACCCCUAUUCACACAGUUGUGCAUGUUGGUGGUGUUUUUGCAGAGUCAAGCCAUGAAGACAGACAACUCGUGGGUUUGAUAACAUUUGAUAAAUCUGUCACAGUUGUAUCUCGAUGAUUCAAAUGCCCGUAGUGAUCUACAGACAAGCCACUCGAAGACAAUUUGGAGUAGAAGACAACAUUGUCUGCUUAUUAGUAGAUCAACUAUAAUAACAAAUGAAUGGUCUGCUCAGUUUUAUAGAUCGGUCUUAAUAGAUUUGGUCAAAUUUGUGGAUUGUGAUGCUGUUUAUAUUUAUUUUUUAUUAUCUUUCUUUUUGAGUUGUGUCACUUUCAAACAUCUUAAAUAGUUCAAUCAAAAAUGAGAUAUUCUGUCAUCAUUUACUUACCCUCAGAUUGUUCCAAACCUGUAUACAUUUUUUUGUAUUGAUGAACACAAAGGAAUGUCUGUAACUAAACAGAUUCCAUCCCCCAUUGGCUCCCAUGGUAUUUAUUUUUCAUACUAUGGCAGGAAAUGGGGGAUUUUAUCUUUUUGGUUACUGACAUUCUUCCUUUGUAUUUAGCAGAACAAAUAAAUGUAUACAGAUUUGGAACAUUAUGGGGUUGAGUAAAUGAACAGUGAAUUUUCAUUUUUGGGUGAACUAUCCCUUUAAGACGACCACAUUAGUUUGCCGUCAUAGAAAUCUAUAUUUGUCUUCAUCCUUCAUCCAAAAUGUUCUGUCCACCACCAGUCCUAACCUGAGGCCAGGUGAAGUAAAGGUGAGCCUUUGGUAGAUAUAGCUGCGAAUGCAGAAUGAAUAGAGUCGUGCUUGAUCUUUUUAGACUUGUUCCCUGACAGAAGCAACGACCUCAUCAUUUAACAGCUGCUUGAACAGCAUGUCUGUCAAUCUUUAAUAUACUCAACCACUACCUAUUAUUUUGUCAAUUUCUAAGUCCAUUUUUAAAUCUGCCACAUCUGAACUGAUCUAUAAACUGCAGACUCAUUCAAAUCCUGGUAUUGGCACCAGAUAUAUAAACUGUUCACCAAUCUGUUUAGCUACUGAUGUGUCCAUUUUAAAUUGAAAAGAUAUGAAAAACAAUUUAUUUAAGCUGGACCAUACUUUGUACACUAGUGCUUAAGUGUAUUGAAAUAUGUUUUGCACAGUAAUUACAAUGUAUGGUACUUUAUGCUGUCAUUUUGAAUUACGGCAGACUGUAAGGUAUAUGAACUUGAUGAAAUAUUUAGUGAAGACAGUACGUUGAAGGCACAUCUUUUCAAGUUACGUCUCCACAGUCUGCACAAAAGGCAACUGUAAAAAGGUGUUACGAGUACAACUGAUCUCUUCAUGGUUCUGUAUAACAGCCCCUCUUAACAUUAACUUUAAUGUGCAAUUUCAAAAUCAAGAAAUGACAUUUCUGUUCAUUCUUGUAUGUAAGAAAUUGCAUUAUUGCCCUUUCAAUUGAAAUAGUUUUUCUUUUCAUUUAAAUCAUUUUUUUAUUUUUUCAAUAAAGAUGAAUCUUCAGUGUUGAUUAAAAGCAGAAUGAGUGUUUUUCAUGAAAUAAUAAAAUAUGAGCCAAAAGCAUCAAAUUACAUAAAUACACAGACAAAUUUACACACACAAAUAUUCAGAUUUUGUGUUAUCAAAUUUCAAUUAUGCCACA